This is a messenger RNA of Polyodon spathula (Mississippi paddlefish), 4412 nucleotides long. Its product is annotated as pro-neuregulin-2, membrane-bound isoform-like. Lineage: Eukaryota; Metazoa; Chordata; Actinopteri; Acipenseriformes; Polyodontidae. The coding region runs from base 82 to 1917 and encodes 611 amino acids. The record is from RefSeq and is a predicted model, not a curated record. The transcript is spliced from 11 exons. Gene Ontology annotation, molecular function: signaling receptor binding. Gene Ontology annotation, biological process: intracellular signal transduction; nervous system development; animal organ development.
CCCACAGUGGAAGUCGUCUUGACUCCGGCAGUCUGGGACUGUGCUGAUCUCUUUGGAUUAUACAGCACUGACACGUGCAGAAUGUCCGAAGGGAGAAAAAAGGGGAAAGGGAAAAAGAAGAAUCGGAAACAUAAACAAGACAGGAAACCUGGAGAUGACAGGGAACCUGGAAAAGCCUCUCCCCCAAAGAUAAAGAAGAUCAAGAACCAGGUCCUUCAGGAGGGAGAAAAACUGACACUGAAAUGUGAGGCUACCGGUAACCCCUCCCUCACCUACAAAUGGUACCGAGAUGGAACAGAGCUGAAAAAGAGCCCUGACAUCAAAAUCAAGUCUGGGAGAAAGAAUUCUCGGCUCCAGAUCAGCAGUGUGAAGGUAGCUGACGGAGGGGAUUACACCUGCGAAGUGGAGAACCUUUUAGGCAAAGAAACUAUGAAGACUACUAUCAGCAUCCAGAGCAUAACAACAACCUUGUCAUCUGGGUCAGGCCAUGCAAGAAGGUGCAAUGAAACAGAGAAGAAUUUCUGUGUGAAUGGAGGCGUGUGUUACUACAUAGAUGGUAUAAACCAACUCUCUUGCAAAUGUCCCGCAGGAUUCUUUGGACCGCGAUGCUUGCAGACUGAGCCUCUGAGGUCAUACAUGCCCAAUCCUAAUAAAAAGCAUCUUGGAUUAGAAUUUAUAGAAGCAGAGGAACUCUAUCAGAAGAGGGUCCUGACAAUUACCGGUAUCUGUGUCGCGCUGCUUGUAGUUGGAAUUGUGUGCGUGGUGGCCUACUGCAAAACAAAGAAACAAAGAAAGAAGAUGCAUAACCAUCUGAGGCAGAACAUGUGUGCCGAUCAUCAGAACAGAAACCUUGCGAACGGACCCAACCACCCUGGCCCGGGGCCCGAGGAGAUCCCCAUGGUCGAUUACAUUUCGAAAAGUGUUCCAGCUACUGAACAUAUGAUACGGCAAGACGCAGACACUUCAUUUUCUGGUAGCCACCCUUCAUCUGUGUCUCAUCAUUCUUCGACAGCGACCCACACAUCCAGUCACAGACACGAAGACCGCACAUGGAGCUUGGACCGCACUGAGAGCGUUAUUUCAGACUCCCAUUCUGGCAUGAUGUCAUCAUCGGUGGGGACCAGUAAAUGCAACAGCCCUGCCUGUAUUGAGGCUCGGACCAGGCGCGCGGCUCACUGCGGCAUCAAAGAACCCCCGCGUCCCAUGAUGCAGUACAGAGACUCCAUCGACUCCCUCUUAGACUCACCACACAGCGACAGGUACGUGUCGGCUCUGACUACACCAGCCAGGCUCUCUCCCGUGGACCUCCAUUACUCACUGCCUACCCAGGUGCCUACUUUCGAAAUCACUUCUCCUAACUCCAGGCAUGCGGCUUCCCUUCCCCCCGCGGUCCCCGUCACUUACCACGUGGAAGAGGAACAGCCGUUGCUACGCAGAUACCAGGUGCCUCUGCAGGAUAUCCAAAGACAUGACCCGUACCGGCAGCGGCGUAGCUAUCUCAACGACAGCACGAGCAGCCUGCCGUCCAGUCCCCUCUUCGUGGUGGAGGAUGAUGAAUACGAGACCACCCAGGAGUACCUUUCCUCACUGGAGCAACCAAAGAAAACAGCCAGCAACAGCAAACGGUGGAAAAAGUCAAAACUCAACGGACAUAUCUCCCACCGUGGAGAGGUCAUGAGGGAUGACAGCUCACGAAGCUGCAUGUCUGAAAGUGAUUCAGAGGAGGAGCAUGUUGGGGAAAGCACUCCAUUCUUAAGUAUGCAAAACAUGAACAUGGCGGAAAAUAUAGAACCAUCAACUGUAUACAGACCAGCGGAGAGCAGGACUUAUUAUUCAUCUAACAGACAUAAUGCACGUGGAAAUGUACAAACCAGAGGAACACACACAAGAGCAAAACAAGACUCUGCUCCUCUCUAAAAAGAAAGAGGAAGAAAGAAAGAACCUGCUUAAGACCUUCACCUCCCACAAAUAUCUUUAUUUUAUAUAACAGACAGAUAAUUCGAAACAAAGGAAAUGUUUUAUUUUCAUUUUAGCAAAAGUUGUCUACUAGCUAACAACAAAGACCUUUUUAUAGGGAAAACUAUUUAUAUGUAAAAUUUGAUUUACAGCUUACAAAAAAAGAUAGAAGACUUGCCAAUUUUUCACUUAAAGAUAGAAUAAUAUUGUGGUGCCUUUUGCUGUAUGCUAAUCCCAGAGUUCCUGCUAAGGUUUGAGUUUUUUGUAUCCUUUCUAUACAGACUCAUCAUUUUUUAUAUACACGUUUUCUCCCGAUUCUGUUUCAAGGGACAUUUUCCCAUUUGAACAGUGUUGAUGAAUAUGAUCAUACAUGCUGGUUAAGCUCUCAUGCAAUAUAAAUCAGUAUUUUUACAUUAAAAACUCACAGAUGCAUUAAUCAGUUUUUAACAGGAAGAUGCUAUGGUAAUUCUGAGAGGUGAGUAUGUGCCAACAGAAGGUCUAAUGAUACAACACACAUGAAACCUAUGAAGAGUGCCAAUGUCAAAUGAUCAAAGUCACUUCUCUGGCAACAUUUUACAUUAGUAUCUUUAUUGUUUUUUGAUUGAGUUGUUAAAUCUAUUAAAACUCUUCAUUUCAGCAGUAGGUUUUCAUUUAAAUAAGUGGCCUAAAGAAUAGGGGAGGGAAGUGGCGGAUUGGUUAAAUAAGGGACCUGAAGAAUAGGGGAGAGGAAUGGCAGAUUGCUUAAAUAAGGGACCUAGAGAAUAGAGGAGGGGAGUGGAGGAUCAUUUAAAUGAGGGACCUGUGGAAUAGUGGAGGGGAGUGGAGGAUCAUUUAAAUAAGGGACCAGGAGAACAGGAGAGGGGAGUGGCAGAUUGGGUAAAUAAGAGACCUGGAUAAUAGAGGAGUGGAGUGGCGGAUUGGGUAAAUAAGAGACCUGGAGAAUAGGGGAGCGGAGUGGCGGAUUGGGUAAAUAAGAGACCUGGAGAAUAGGGGAGCGGAGUGGCGGAUUGGGUAAAUAAGAGACCUGGAGAAUAGGGGAGUGGAGUGGCGGAUUGGGUAAAUAAGAGACCUGGAGAAUAGGGGAGCGGAGUGGCGGAUUGGGUAAAUAAGAGACCUGGAGAAUAGGGGAGGGGAGUGGUGGCUUAUUUUUGAGAAGUACACAGGGUAUUUUUCUUGUUUAUGAUUUAUCCAUGACCUUGACAGUUUAACUUCUAUUUAAAGGAUGCCACCUCCUAAUAGUAACACUAUGAUGGGGCAUUACUAGAUGAUGUAUUACUCUUAAUAUCACAGAAAUGUGACUUGAUGAUUUCAUGUUUUUGCUCUUCAUGUAUAUAUGUACGCAUACAGAAUUGGCCAAAAGUUGCCCAUCAUACAGAGUCUAUUUAGGGCAUCUUGUGUUAAGCCCCAUUAUCUCGUUCUGCUGAUGCCUCUGGUCAGUGUGUAGAGCCAGCCAUUCAUUCUCUUAGUAUUUGCCUCUUGAAAUGAGAAAGCAGUCUAAAGGCGACCUCUCCAGUGGCCAGCCUUUCCUAUAUCCUUGUUUCCAAUGGCACACAACUUUCUCCUCACCUCCUGUAUAUUUGGGAUCUCAGCUGAUUUGUAAACUCUAUAUUGUUAGGGCUUGACUCAACCCUAUUGUUAAAUGUAGUCCCUACCCCAAUGCCUGUACCCCUUCCCAAUCUAACAAUACUCACAAGGGAUUUAAAAAGGUUAUGAUUGGGUCACAAUUCAGGCUGAGAUACAAAUUCUGUAUUUUAUAACAAACUGGCUAAAACAGUUGGGGUAGUUGAAAUGUUGGGUGAUGUUUUACUUAGGCCUGGCUACCAAGGAGCUUCACUAUGAGCUCUGGCCUGUUUGACUGGUGGACAGUAUAUACCAUUAUAUUCCUUAUGAGUCAUUCAAGUAUAAGAAGAUGACACUGCUCUGGUAUAAAGUGAAUCUAACACAAAGGCAAAAUGUAUUUGAUAGAAAAACAGAACUACAACAAAUAUAAAUGACUUCUUAUUGAAGGCACAGUGUUAUUAGGAUAAUAAUUAAAAGAUUUCCUAGAAUAGAAUCUGCUUUCCUUUUUAAGCCUGUCACUGGUAAAUUGCAAUGUUUUUUUUUUUUUUCUCUUGGUUUGUUUUGUAUUUGGGUAAUGCAAAUGAACACAGUGUUUCUAGUUGUUUACAUGUCAAAAUGCCCCAAUAGGAUAUUUAGUUGUUUUGUUUAUUUCAUAGCUUGACCUGUUUCAGAAAAAAAAAAAAAAAAAAAAAAAAAACACCUUCUUUCUGCAUGUCGUUGGCAAUUCAGACCGAUGGAUGCAUGGUAAAGUUGCAACAGAAAAGACUUCCAGUCUUAAGAAAUGAAAGUGUCUUUAAUUUAACAUUCAGCAAUAAAUCCUUUUUCAUGUCCAUUACUGGAAUCUGCUGGAGAUUUUGUCAGAUUGUGGUAAAUACUUGUAAAAUAAAAACUGAACC